AUGGAUCAUCAGAUUCUGGAAAUCAACCUGAUUUCUGCGCAGGGUCUCAAGCCGCCUCCCUCUAACUUACGCAAGAUGCAAACCUACGCCGUCACCUGGGUCAACCCGGCCUCCAAGCUCCGCACCCGCGUCGACUCGCUCGGCGGCGAAAACCCUACCUGGAACGACAAGUUCCUCUUCCGCGUCUCCGACCAUUUCCUCUCCGGCGACACCUCCGCCGUCUCCGUCCACAUCUUCGCCGUCGGCUACAUCACCGACGUCCUCAUCGGCACCAUCCGCCGCCCCUCCGGCCGAUUCCUCGGCGCGCUCAACAUCGCCGCCGCGGUCUACUACUCCGCCGAUUAUCCGAUCCUCGACAAGCUCUCCGCCGUCAGCUUCCGCGCGUUGACGGAGAAGAAGGCGCGCCUCAGCCGCGGCGGCGAUUCGAGGCGGAGCAAUCAGUCCUCCUGCGGAGACUCGUGCGAUCUCUCCGAUGCCGACUCCACGGUGUCGUCCUCGUCGGCGUCGUCGCCGGCGGCGGCAUCCACGGCGCUGAGGGAAUGGAACUCAGUCCGGGAAAUGGCGGGAAAAUUGAAAGGGGCGAAAUCGAACGGUGGAGGAUUGCUGUGCGGGCUGAUGCUGGCGAGGAAGAUCCCAUCCUGUCCAUCGAAUCUUGACACGUGGCGGGGUAAAGAUGAAGGGAGCCGGUGA
Molecule: messenger RNA, 690 nt
Organism: Salvia hispanica
Lineage: Eukaryota; Viridiplantae; Streptophyta; Magnoliopsida; Lamiales; Lamiaceae
Source: RefSeq, a predicted model, not a curated record